AUGCUCUCACGUGUUGCUGCAGUGAAGGCACCCCGCACACACAACCGUCGCCGCGUGACCGGAUCCAGCGGAAGGAGGAGGGAAGGAAGCGAGAGUGAGCCGCAGAGGCCCAACAUGUCCCGGCGUGUGUUUGCUUCCGCGGUGCUGCUUCUCUUUGUCGUGAUGAUGUGCUGCGGCAGUGGAGCUGCGACCGCUGAUGAGGCAGCGUCAGGUGAAAGGUCUCCACCAAAGACAUAUUUUGAUUGGAGAGAUGUGAAGAAAGAAGAAACAGUGGGGUCGCUUCGUGUUCCCAGUCUUGUUGAGGUGAAUGGUGAUGUAUUUGCCGUUGCUGAGGCGCAGUGCACGAAGGGAGACAGUGUAUGCGAUUUUAAUGGGAUUGCCUCGGAGCUCCUGGAGUCGGCUGGCGAACAAACAGAAGAAGAGUUGGAUAAAACUACAGUAAAGACACAAGUACUGGAUAAAUGUCCUUUUGAUGGAGGGAAUUGCCCCUCCCAAGAACGGGGUCCGGCUGUUUCUCAAAGCGAGACGAAGGUGCAUGUGAGCCGACCAACAACAGUUGUGAAGGAAAGUGCUAUUUACAUGCUUGCUGGGACAUACAGCCGGAAAGCCACAGUUGAUGCUGAGGAGGGUGGUGCCGAUGACUGGGGACUUUUGCUGGUGAAAGGGAACGUGAGUUGUGGGGGCAGUGAGAAAAGAAUUGAUUGGAAUGAUACUUACGGUCUACCGUGGGCUCUUUUUAAAAAACAACACGAAUCCUUGAAGCGGCUCAUUGGUGGCGGUAGAUCGGGUGUUCGGAUGAAGGACGGUACGCUUGUGUUUCCCGUGGAAGGCAAGAAGAAGGGGAACGUUGGCACUGAAGAGGAUGUGAAGACCGAUUCGCUGAUUAUUUACUCGAGGGACAUUGCGAGUUGGGAGGUGUCGAAGGGG
Trypanosoma cruzi is the source of this 927-nucleotide messenger RNA. Its product is annotated as trans-sialidase, putative. NCBI's taxonomy places the organism in Eukaryota, Euglenozoa, Kinetoplastea, Trypanosomatida, Trypanosomatidae. The transcript has a single exon. The record is from RefSeq and is a predicted model, not a curated record. The annotation marks the transcript as partial.